This is a messenger RNA of Carassius carassius (crucian carp), 3212 nucleotides long. RefSeq names its product scm-like with four MBT domains protein 2. Gene Ontology annotation, molecular function: transcription corepressor activity; histone binding. The transcript is spliced from 21 exons. Gene Ontology annotation, cellular component: nucleus. Gene Ontology annotation, biological process: regulation of DNA-templated transcription. The record is from RefSeq and is a predicted model, not a curated record. Bases 117 to 2690 code for a protein of 857 amino acids. Lineage: Eukaryota; Metazoa; Chordata; Actinopteri; Cypriniformes; Cyprinidae.
UGAUGCCAUAUUGGACACACACACACAAACACACACACACACACACACAGCUCCUGCUUCAACCAGAACACCGGAUCACUCAAUUCAGAUAGACGGGGGAAAAACACGCAUAAGGCAUGGAUUGUGUAGAGGAGGAGGUGGAUUUUAACUGGGAGGAGUACCUCGAAGAGACCGGAGCCACUGCUGCCCCUCACACUUCAUUCAGACAUGUGGAGCUCAGUCUUCAGAGCAGUUUUCAGCCCGGAAUGAAGCUUGAAGUAGCUAAUAAGGGCAGUCUGGACACAUAUUGGGUGGCCACCAUUAUAACCACAUGUGGUCAGUUGCUAUUGUUACGCUACUGUGGCUAUGGCGACGACCGCAAGACUGACUUCUGGUGUGAUGUCAUGACAGCCGAACUUCAUCCUGUCGGCUGGUGCGCUCAGAACAACAAAACGCUUCAGCCACCUGAAGAUAACGUUUACCUCAGAGCAGCUAUUAAAGAGAAGAACAGUGACUGGACUGAGUUUCUAAUCAAAGAGCUCACAGGUUCACGAACAGCACCGGCAAACUUGCUUGAAGGGCCAUUAAGAGGUAAAAACACAGUGGAUCUGAUUGUGGUAGGCUGUAUUUUAGAGGUGCGGGAUGCAUGUGAACCCAACGUGUACUGGGCAGCACGAGUCAAGAGUAACAUUGGUGGACGUUUAUGUCUCAGCUAUGUUGGAUUAAAUGACCCCGCCUACGACAUGUGGAUGUUUUACCUUGACACCAGGCUCCGCCCCCUGGGUUGGGCCAAAGAGAAUUAUCUAUCAAACAAACCACCCACAGAUCUGUGUGAUUUGAGGAGCAGCUCAGAAUGGACUGAAGCUUUAGAAGAAGCCACAGCCGAAUCCUUAAAAAGUCCCCUUCCACUGGAGGUCUUCAAGGAUCAUGCGGACCUACACACACACUCCUUCAGGCCAGGAAUGAAGCUUGAAAUGGUGACACCCAAAGAACCCUUCAACAUCUGCCCCGUGUCUGUAACUAAAGUCUAUAACGAAUACUACUUUCAGAUCACAGUUGAUGACCUCACAGCUGAAGCCACGCCCACAUGCGUGGUGUGUCACGCUGAUUCACCGGGCAUCCUGCCAGUGCAGUGGUGUCUGAAGAAUGGUGUUGGACUGGAGAGGCCACAAGGUUUUGAGUCACAGGACUUUGAUUGGGCGGACUAUCUCAAACACACUGGCACUGAAGCAGCUCCAGACGUGUGUUUCCCAAACGCGUCUCAGAGCAGGGGCUUCUGUAAGGAUAUGUGGCUUGAAGCCGUGAAUCCACUCCAACCUUCCGAACUCUGCGUCGCUCGAAUCACUCAGGUCAAAGGUCGACUUCUCUGGGUCAGACUGGAAGGUCUGAGCAAGCCGUUACCGGAUUGUAUAGUGGAUGUUGAGAGUAUGAAUAUCUUCCCUAUGGGCUGGUGUGAAGCUAACGGCUAUCCACUAACACAUUUACAAAAGACAGUCUGUCUGCCUCAGAAGAAGAUUGCUGUUGUUCAGCCUGAAAAACAGUUGGUCCCCUCACAGCCCCCUGAUGCCCCUCUUAACCUGUGCUCAUCCAUCGCCAUGGACACAGGUUUGGUGAAUGGAAAGUACUGUUGUUCUCAGCUCUUCAUCAAUCAUCGCUGUUUCUCUGGUCCGUAUCUCAACAAAGGUCGAAUCACUGAGUUACCAAAGGCUGUGGGGCCCGGCAAGUGUGCUGUAGUCCUCAAAGAGAUUCUGACAAUGUUAAUAAACUCAGCGUAUAAACCUGGCCGUGUGCUCAGAGAACUACAGAUGGUGGAAGACCCACAGUGGAACUGUCAGGAGGAAACCCUGAAAGCCAAAUAUAAAGGGAAAAGCUAUCGGUCCAACAUGAGGAUCGUCCGAACGGCAGAUCAAGUGUCAGAGUUUUGUCGUCGAGUAUGCGAGAGACUUCAGUGUUGUCUGAAUCUUUUCGGCCCAACAAUCGUGUCCGACAAGUGCCCUGAAAACUGCUUCAGUCAGACCAAGACCAAAUACACAUAUUACAAGAAGAGGAAAGUUGGCCGGCCAAGUUUAGGGGAGAAUGCUCAGGAUGGUGACAUGACCAAACCAGCGCGACGGCGGAAGAAACGCAAAGCCAUCUUUGUCCAGAAGAAACGGCGCACUUCCAUUGUAGGAUACCAAACCACAGAGUCACCUCAGGAUAGUGAUUAUUACUAUGAUGAUGAGGAAGAAGAUUUCGAGGAGUGGGGCAGUGAGGUUAGUUCCAGCUCAAUGCGUGAGGAGAACUCCUUCAAGGACGUUCCGAAGAGAGGAAGACCACCGCGCCGAGCUGCUCUCCAGCGCAGGGCGACCCAUCCAGGGCCGGAGACCUCAGACAGAUCCUCUCCCAGAAGAACCACACGCUCGGUUUCUUACAGCCAGAACCAGACGGCCAAAAACACAAACGCAAAGAGUUUUGAAGAGGAAGAUCGUCUGGUGUUAGAGAGGAAUCCUCUGGAAUGGAGCGUCUCUGAUGUGGUUGACUUCAUCACAUCCACAGAUUGUGCCUCUCUGGCAAAGAUAUUCCAAGAGCAGGACAUUGAUGGCCAGGCUCUGUUGCUGCUGACACUUCCUACAGUCCAGGAAUGUAUGGACCUAAAGCUCGGCCCUGCCAUCAAACUCUGUCAUCAGAUCGAGCGAGUCAAAGUGGCCUUCUACUCCCAGUUCGCUAACUAAGCUAACUUUCUGCCUCGGUGGACCUAAAUCAACAGAGACCUAUGUAUUGUACUCAGGGGAUGUAAAGAGUCAUUCCAUCCAUCAGGAAGCCUCAGGUUGCCUCAUACCGAAUGGAUUGUUUUUUUUUUCAUAAUUUGCCUUCAAUAUGAGAUUUAGUCAUGGAACAUGACAUUAUUUCUGCUUUCCCUGCUAAAGAAAACCUACCUGGACUCCCAGUCUAGUCAAACUGGUGUUUAGAAGAUUUGUCUGGAUGGUCAGCUGGAAAAGUACCAAAAACCUCUUUAAAGCCAUCAAAAUAGACCAGCCUGACCAUGCUUCAACAACCGCACACUCUUGAAAAUAAAAGAUCCAAAAGGUUGCCAUAGAUCAGUUCUUCUUUCGUUUUUUCUUAGUGUGAAGAACGUUUUAGAAAAAGAAACGUUUUCCACUAUAAAGAACCGGUUAUGUUAAGCACUGAUGCCAAUAAAGAAUCUUUAUUUUUAAAGAGUGUAGUUUUUUUUUGUUUUUUUUUCAUGAGUGUGG